Molecule: messenger RNA, 1113 nt
Organism: Plasmodium relictum
Lineage: Eukaryota; Apicomplexa; Aconoidasida; Haemosporida; Plasmodiidae
Gene: LipL2
Product: lipoate-protein ligase 2, putative
Exons: 1
Coding region: 1-1113 (370 amino acids)
Cellular component (GO): mitochondrion
Source: RefSeq, a predicted model, not a curated record
AUGAUUAAAAUAAAGAACAUAAAAGAAUUAUUUCAUCCAUUAUUACCAAAUGUAAAUAAAAGCACUAUAAAGAAAAAUGUAUUAUAUUUUAUUGAUUUAACUAAAUUUCAUGUAUAUGAACAAUUAUUAUUGGAAGAAAGUUUAUAUAGAUUAAGUAGUAUUUUAAGUGAAGGAUUAAAUAAUAUAGGUUUCGUAGUAGUAAAUAAUACGAGAAAUGAAAGAGAGGAAACAAAAAAUUACUAUAAUAAAUGUGUUGUAUUAGGAAUUAGUGGUAAAGUAAAUGACCACAUAAAUAAUGUAAAUUAUAUUAAAAAAAACAAAAUUUGUUUAAUUAAAAGAUUUACAGGGGGUGGAACGGUAUAUAUAAACAAAAACUGUCUCCUAGUUUCAUUAAUUCUUCCUAACAAUUUUUGUAAAUUAUUAAAUCUUUAUCCAUCCAAUAUAACAGAAUGGUCUUUCAAUUCAUUUUAUGGAAUGUUUUUGAACGAAAAAAAAAAUAAAAUUUUUAACGAAAACUUUGGUUAUUUUGAAAAUGAUUAUGUGUGUAAAAUAUACGACAAGGAAAGUAAAAAAAUAAAUUUAAAAAAAGUUGGUGGAAAUGCACAAGCUUUUUCAAAAAAUUACUUUGUUCAUCAUACUUCUUUUAUAUGGUCUUGUAAUUAUAAUGAAAUGGAGAAUGUUUUAAUAAAUCCAGUAAAACAACCUGUUUAUAGAAACAAAAGAAGUCAUUAUGAUUUUAUUGAAUCAUUUAGAUCAUGCUUACACAGCUACAUAAAUACUCCAGAUUGUUUUAUAAGAAAAUUAAUUUGUCAUAUAAGGCAAUUAAUAAACAUAAAAAAUAGCAAUGAGCAAGAUGAUUUUUGGUUUUUUAACAAAAUAAACUUAAAUAUUAAUGACAACUCAUAUGAUUUGGAGUCCUUUGAUAAUAUAUAUUACACUGAUUCUAGUUUAUUAAAUGAAAUUUUUCUUUUAUAUAACAAUAAUAUGCAUAUGAAUAACUUAAGGUCAACGUACUUUUUAGAUAUAGAAGGAAAUAAAGUUUCUGAUACAUAUUAUAAAAUAUCAUCUUUUAUUUUGAAUGAAAAUAAUUAUAAAAAUGUAUUAACUAAAUAA